Molecule: messenger RNA, 991 nt
Organism: Phalaenopsis equestris
Lineage: Eukaryota; Viridiplantae; Streptophyta; Magnoliopsida; Asparagales; Orchidaceae
Product: E3 SUMO-protein ligase MMS21
Exons: 7
Coding region: 137-898 (253 amino acids)
Biological process (GO): double-strand break repair via homologous recombination; protein sumoylation
Cellular component (GO): nucleus; Smc5-Smc6 complex
Molecular function (GO): SUMO ligase activity; zinc ion binding
Source: RefSeq, a predicted model, not a curated record
GACCGGUCUCAUCGGUUUUGAUAGAAUUUGCAACCAAACACCGCGAAUUCAAUUUCUAAAGGUCGUCCCAGUUUCCCUCCCUCGCUUUCUUGCUUUCUCAAGGUCGUCCCAGUUUCCAGCGCAGAAAUCCCUCGGGAUGGCGUCAACAUCCGCUCCCCGACCUUCGCUCAGUUCUGCGGCGUCGAGAAUUGCAAGCGCCGCCUCCAACCUUUCUUCCGAUAACCAAACCCUAAUAGCGGAAAUUCGAAAAUCCCUUGGUAUAAUCAAGGGCAUCGCGGUCGAUUUGGAGAGGGCGCAGCGGUCUGACAAGGUGAAAGAGUUGGAAAAUACUGUCCUUGAGUUGCUGGAAUCCUACGAUGACUGCACCAAUUUGUCUGAAGCAAUCAAUAAUGUUGGUAAUAAUUACCAGCCUUCUGCCCAGCCUACUGAUUUUCGUAAACUGUUGGAGGAUGAGAUUGCGACACUUAAGGCAGAAUCGUCUUUUGUUCCUCAGAAGAGUCCUUUGUAUCGCCAGUUCAAGGAAGCCAUAUGGAAUGUUCACCAUGAGGGUCAACCAAUGCCCGGUGAAGAGCAGGAAGAUAUUGUCAUGACCAGUACUCAGAAUGUGUUGUUAAAUAUGACUUGUCCGUUAACUGGAAAACCAAUUGUUGAACUUCAAAAUCCUGUCCGAUGUGUGGACUGCAAGCACAUAUAUGAGAAGGAUCCAAUAAUGCAUUAUAUUAGAACUAAACCGCAAGCUCUAUGUCCUGUUGCAGGGUGUCCAAAGUCCUUGCGAGAAGGAAGAGUGAUCUGUGAUCCCUUACUUCGCAUUGAAAUAGAUGAAAUUCGUGCAGCUUCAAGAUCAAAUGCAGUUACUAAUGUUGAGGAUUACACUGAAAUUAAUGAUGAUUUAGAUUGAAAUGCGAGCCAUUAAUGAUCGUAAUCUAAGCUGUCCGAAUUGUUGUUUGAAUGCUGUGAAAUUAUUGUUCAACUAUGAUUAAUUUUCUUUUAA